This is a messenger RNA of Trichomonas vaginalis G3, 1062 nucleotides long. Its product is annotated as Initiator binding protein 39 kDa family. The transcript has a single exon. Bases 1 to 1062 code for a protein of 353 amino acids. Lineage: Eukaryota; Parabasalia; Trichomonadida; Trichomonadidae. The record is from RefSeq and is a predicted model, not a curated record.
AUGAAUGGAUAUCCUGUUGUUGAAGUUGGUAAAGAUCAGAUUAUACUACCUCCAGAUAUCCAUGAAAUGAUCAAAAGAAAAAGUAGCCGUGAUCCAAGUUCAAGGUUUGCGAAUAAACUUCAUAUCUUAUUAAAAUUUGCAGGAAGCGAUCCGAAAAUGAUAGAAUAUAUUGGCGCGGGUUGGAUAUCAGAUACGCAAUUUAGAAUCAAUAAAAAGCGAUUAGGCGCAGUUAUGGAAAUUAAACUUAAUACAUUGAACGUUAAUUUACGUGAUCUUGGGUUUCAACAAUUACAACAAGAUAAGAACGGUUGGACAGAGUGGACUCGUGAGAAAUUUACUAUCACAAGUACCUUAAGUGACCUUGCAGAUAUUACUUCAGAUAAGAACGGCCAAAAAGAUGUUGCCAAGCAACUCAAAUCUUCAAAUAUUGAUGAUUCACAGUCCUCUAAGUUUGUUAUUUUGCGUGAUGUAAUGAUCAGCAAAUGCGACCCAGAAAUCCAGCAGCAAUUUAGAAGAUUCACCGUUUCAAUAUGGGAUGAACUUAUAGAAGCUUCCGGUGGAAAAACUACAUUCACACUUGACGAUUUUAUUUUUUUAGCAGCUAGACGCUUCAGAAUAUCAAAGCAGUCAUUAAAAAAUGCGACGCAACUAAUACGAGUUAUAUUCUUAUGCGCCGAUACUACACAAGUAACGUUAUCCGAUUUUACAAAAUUUAUGGCCAAAUUUGGUCCAGAAGAAACAUUAAUGGAGAAGGUCGGCGGCAUGCUCUCUUCCUCAAACCAUCAUGGAAAUUGGCUUAAUGUUACUACAGAUCCUUCAGGGCUUUCAAAUCCUGAUGGUCUUUAUGGAUAUUUUGAUAAUACAGAACAGAACUGCAUAAUAUUUGUUUAUCAGAAUAUAUUUACCUUCAAGGUAUGGAAUCGAGUAAAUGUCGCAUCUUCAGAUGGAAAAUACUUGGUUGAUCAGAAUGACAACGAAUAUGACUCAUGGGAGCAGUUUUUCCAAAUUAAUCCAAUGAAAAUACAAGAGCCAUCCUUAAAUCCACUCGGAGUUUUUUGGUAA